AGGCUUUCGUUUGCGAAAAAAUCUGUGUUUUUUUCAAAACCUCCGCACAACUAGACGUUAUCAGCAUUCGCUGUGAAUUUAUAACAUUGCCAUCAAGCCACAUACUGAGACGACGUCAUUUACAUUUUCUCCACUAGGAAUACAGCUGAGUACAACGACAGCAAUCAAGUAAGUUGAAUUUAGUCGCGACCUUUCUUGCUUUCGCAACUACUAGCACCGGUUAUUUUUUGAUUUAUCCCUCCUUUCCGACGAGUUUGUCUCUCCGAAUCCCACGAAAAUGACCGCCGAAAACAUGGAAGUCGAAGUCGCGGCCCCGGCCGAAGAAGUUGUGAAGCAGGAACAGGUGGCGGAGCAGAAGCCGCAAGACGCUGGCGAACCGGUACUUACUGCCAAAAAUUAUCGUAUGUAUCCUUUCCACCAGAUAUUUUUCACCCGCCGGCACAUAAGUCCAUUUGCGACAUAAUUUGAACAUCUCCGCCCGCGUCCGAUAGGUUUGCGUUCUUGCGGCUUUGUGAUCUACUUGAGCUCAGUUUUUCCUUCGCUUGAGCCUCCAUCAACGCCGCUCGGAUUGAAUCGCCUUUCUGCCUCGUCGCACAAAUUCAUGCAGCCCCCCGUCGGACGAAGAGGAAGAUAUAUGUUAAUAAUGUUGAUGAUAAACACAAAAACAAUAAAACAGUCAUAAUUUUUUUUCUCGCUAACCUGGAAAAAUAUUCUUUUGAUUUCUCUUUUCGACACAGGCCUCUUCCGCGGACAGCUCGGCAAACGACGAUGCUAAGCCGUCAACUGGGGCCGAGGACGGCGAAGAGAACAAGAUGGAAGUUGACGCGGAGGAAAACGAGGCAGAGGCUGCGGCCAAGGAGGACAAGGACCAAGACGAAGAUUUUUCGGAGGACAAGCCGGAGACCCUGAUCGCCCCGGGGUCCGUCGUGCUGAACGAGUGGGACCGGACCUUCAACGCGCUCGGCGCGGAGCAGGGCACCACGCUCGCCUCCCUCACCGGCGACGGCUUCAACCAGCUCUACUCGGCCAUGCGCGCAAACAAGGGCUUCUACGAUGGUAUAGUGUAGAUAAGUGGCUAGGAGGUGGCCGCCGGGUUAUUUUCAUGCAGAACCAAAAAAAACCACAACAGAUGAAAUAUCCUAGAAGCCAGAUUGAUAAUUGAUGUGGUCUAGUAGAAGUAUCAGAUUCAAAGCAAUAUACGGGAAUUGCAAUAAUAUACUCUCCUCCGAGAACAAGCCGAAUGUUUGUAGUUGGUUCAUUUCCCACAGCACGGGACAAUAGUAGAUUUGUACUUUCAUCCGUAAUGAAAAAAACAUCUAAAAAUCACCCCCCAGGUCGCUACUACUUCGAGAUCAAGAUGUUGGAUCACCCCCGGUCGGUGCGGGUGGGGUUUUCCACCGUGGAGUGUGACCUGACCAUGGAUACGGCGAAUGCGUUUUGCUUCGAAAGCCACUGCGACGCCUACGUUGCCGGCGAGAGGCAGAAAAACGUGAACCCGAGGUGGACCCGAACCGACGUGGUCGGCUGCCUAUUGAACGUUCCGAAAAAGCAGAUUGUUUUGGUGCUCAACGGAGGAAUCACCCCCACUGGUAUAUUCACCGGCUGAUGUUGUUAGCAUUUAUGUCAGCACCCCAUCUUGUUGUAUUUCUUCGAUGCUCUGAUAGAUUCUUUGUAGUGUAGCACUUCUAUUUUUCGUGUCGUGCUGUUUUCAGGCGAUCUAUUUCUAUUGCUAUUUUUCCUAACCGUCGUACAAUUCCUACCGCAACUCUAUUUGUUGAGGUGCUCUCUGCAUGAUUUUCACGCACGCACAAGCAGCACGCACUGGCAUUGAUUUGCUAGGAGCGCGAUGUUGAAAUUCACCUCGUGCUCCUAUCACUACGACCGUAUACCCGCGGGGAUAGACGAGCGCAUUUAUUCGAAAAUUUUUGUUUUCACGCUUCUGUCUGACACAGGCCACUCCGCCACGAUUCCGGACAGUAUGUUUGACGAGAGCGGCAAGCUGAAAAUGGCUCUGUACCCGACCGUGGUGAGCAAGGGCUGCUCGGUGGAGUGCAACUUCUCCACGGAGGUGUGGAAGCAGCUUCCGUUCGCGGUGCGCACGGUGGGCCGAGCGAAGAUCGCGGACUGCGUGGAGAGCCCGAAGAAGCGACACACUGUGCUGUCAGAAGACGACAAGGGAAGAAGAAUUGUGGAGGUGACUAUCCCCGUUGGCUUCGACGCGUCCAACGUCAUCGAAAAAUUCAAAGCGGAAAGCCCGGACGCAUGGGUACAUAUAUGGGUUGAUGUUUUUGAUACUACUCAUCUCUCCUCCGGGAUGAGUUUGACGAGCUACAAUUCUAGUAACUAUUUACUCCAUAAAUCAUGCAAUUGAGUUCGUAGUUCUAAUAAAUUGAGCGCAUCCAACAUCUCCUCUUCAAGCGCCCCUUUAUACCACCCACGACGUGCGAUGACAGGUUUUGACGCAAGACUUUUUGGCUUCGUGGGCGGAGAAGUCGGGUGCGCAGAAGCGAGCAGGGGGAAACCAGCAGAGCGGGCGGGGCAACCAGAGCCAGCAGGAGAAGUAUGGGUUGAUGUGCCUGGACAACCCGAUGGGGGUGUUCCCGAUGCUGCUCAAGGGAGGCCACAAGUACCUGAUGUCCAUGUUGAACCUGCACAACCUCUUUCCCCAGAUGCGACAGGACGCCUUCGCCAAGCUGCAGCACGCGUUGAACGUACGAAUCAAAGGAUUGGUCAGCGUAGACAGCGUUCUCGCGGUGCUAGAAGGCAAAAAACAGGUGGUGCAGAACGUCCGCGAUCACUACGAGCACGCCGCAUUACCAAACACCGAGAGCGAAGGUAUAAAGUAGAUACGAAUGAAUUUAAUACGCUGACGUUUUUUCGUUGGUCAUACACAAUGUGCGACGAUGAAAAUGAACAUCAAACGGAAGCCAAUCUUCAGGAUAUGCGCAUGCAAUAAGUACCUACUUGCGAAUGCGAACCACAAGUCGUGACCACUCUGCAAUGUCUAUAAGUAGCUCAAUGUACAGGACGUGAUCAUUUGAAUUUAAUGUUGCUCUGCUGGUGUUUCCAAAAACGAAAACCGAAUCCGCACCUACCUUUUCCUUUCAGCCUGGGACACUGUGGAAUACGUCUACGAAGCGGAUCCGAGCAAAACGCAGGAGGAACUGGCCACCCUGGUCAACGAGAAAUUUGUCGCAUGGAAGAAGGACUGCAAGCUCAAGUCAAAGGUAGUUUUUACUCGUACAGCUGCAUACGAUUUGAUUGUUCGCUAUAAUUUUGGCAGGACGACUUCACUGUCGUCACGGUGUGUGGUCGAAGCUAUUGUGAGUGUUUGUUUUCGACGGCCUUGAUUGAUGACGGGUCAUCCGACCCACGCCUGUGCCCACACCUGUGUCGCCCAGCACGCAUUCGGGAGACGUCGAAUACCCCACGCCACGGACUCCCAGCGCCACUUGAAUGAAACGAAUGGUUGUUGUUGAGACGAGGCGGCGAUGGGAUCUCCCUUUUCUAUUUUCAUCGGACGUGGGUGCGGCAAAAAGACGACUGUUUUUCAGCUAGUUGUAUAGGACAAAUACAUAUCGUGGAGGACAAAAAGUCCCUACGAUGCGGAGCUUGCAAUUAGUCUUUAUUUCUGCAACACAGGUUACCGACUUGAAGAAGGGCCCGUAUUACACCAACCAAAUUACUAAGUUCUCGAAGUUGCGACAGAUGCAGCACAAGGCGACCGCAGAGCAGGCCCGAAAAGCGCACGCUGCUACGAAGGAGAAAUUGAAGGCCGAGAAGAAGGCAAAGAAGGAAGCUGCCGCUGCGGCAAAAAAAGAGGAAGAGAAGGGGGACAAGGAGAAAGAGGAAGGUGAGUGGCUUUGAUUUUCCUUUUUUUUCCCCUUCUAAACUCGCCACGGAAACGGAUUGUUGGCGAUGGAUUUUUCCUUCGAUGCAUUUUUCUUCAUACUGCGCUCGUGAACGUCUUGCGGCCUCCUUUGUUUUUUGGCUUUUGAUGGCCAUGAAACGUAUGUCUGCAUGCUCGGGUAAAAGGAAAAACCUGAAAUGCAAUUUGAAAUUCAUCGCGUAAAGGUGCUGCUGAGCCUGCUGCGGAGGAGGCAAAAGAAGAAAGUGUUGAGUCCGAGGAGGAAGAGGAGGUGCUCCCAGCCAUCAUGGAGGAAUUCUCCGAGGAAGACUGGAUGUUGGCGCAACUCCGCUGUGAAAUCCACUCAUGUACUGCUUUACACUAAUUUUAUUUUUUUCCCUCACCGCCGUUGCGUACAAAAUGAGAAUUCGUUUUGUUCUUUGUGCUUGAUAUUUUGGGAAGUUUCUACUUUUGAAGGUGCAGUUGUGCGUCGCACGAAUGUUGAAUACGCAUUAAUAUAAACCAGUGAUCCACGCUUUCCGAAUGGAUGUGAAUGACCCCGAGCGGGUAACUUUCCCGGCGACGCACAUGGCUUACUACUACCACCUGUACUCGGGGAAGCCAUUCUCGCAGACGUUGCAAUCCUUUAACGUACGCACGCUGGAGGAACUCACCAAGCUGAUCCCGGAUGUCUGCGAACACACCAAGGACAUGGACGAUUUCGCCCUGCGCAAGGAGAAGAGCCUCUUGGAAGACUUCGACCUUGUGCUGCCGGCCAGCUCCGAGGCUGACCUCGACGUGCAAAAGUUCAUCGAAGUCACAGAGGAAGCCAGGUACUACUACACGAAUGCUCAAUCCAGCUAGAUAAUAGAAUAAGGUGGAGGACCAUGCAGCAAAAUACGUAAAGUAAGCUAUUGCUAUAACAUCAGAACAAGUACCUAGAAUCAUGUCGUGAGCUUCUGUGUCACCAUGCUGGAGUUUCAUGCGCAUACGUAGUUCGGAUACCAGUUCUUGACCAUGUGGAGCGCGGUCGCGCACAUGGAAUGCAAUUUGUUAAAAUGCAAACGCUUCAACUUCAUAGUUACUACACCAUCACCAUCAUCAGUACGCAAUGUUUCAAAAUACCAAUAAAUCCCUCACCAGGCAAAUGCGCACGGACCGAUUGGAUGCCGGCGACGAGAACGCGGCGCUUAACUUCACCUUCAAGCAACAGAGCCAGAAGCAGGCGGGCAACAACAAAGUCGAUAACUUCAAGCGGCCGAUGCCCAACAGCAACCAGUACAGUGACUACAACGCGAAGCGCAGCCGCAGCACCUACAACCAGGCCGCGUCCGGCGCCAGACGGUAGAGGGGCCAGGGUUUAGGAUGAUUUUCGACAGGAGGAAGAAACUUAUUUAGAUUCAACUAACAAAACAAAGCAAACAAUACACCAUCUUCUUCGACAAGAGCGGAUACACUUAGAUACGAUAAAUCAAACCCAGAUGAAUAAGAUUUCUCUUUUUUGACGAGCCCUUUUUUUCCUUGUCUACUUCUUUACCAGCGGCUCCGAGAACUGUUUGAACCAGCAGCACGUGGUCCAGCGUUGAUGAUGAGACUGACAACAUCACAACGACGUGAGCACGCGGCUUGACGAGAUGAUAUAUUAUUUUGAUGAACGGUAAUCAACAAUGAACGGAUCAUUUUCAUUCUUCGGACAAACGUAAGGCUAGCACUUGCUCAGAAAAUGCACGGCAUGUUUAUUCCGCCCGGAACAAUUACAGCCUUCUCUACAAAUUGUAAUUGUACUACUCCAAUAACGCCGAAUCAUGAUCAUCCGGAAGGAAAUGCAAAUGGAAAUGAACAUGAGCAUCUUCACUCUUCAACAACCCAUUUUUACAGCUUCAGAUCAACUUGAGAAGUCAACAACAAACUGCAGUACCGACGACCUGCGAAAACGUAGACGUACACUUUGACUCAUUCUUUAUCAUUUUCCUCACGCAAGAUAGUUUGUUUCUCUUUUCGUUUUUGAUGCUCCUUUGUUAUGCAACGACGGCUUGUAGAAGUGCAAAAGAUUACUCGAUGAAUGGCACCAUUAGCAGAGCCACAGCAGCACGCAGUGUAAGACCAGCUACAACUUGAACGAACCUGACAAGUUUUAUUUACACUUGAAGAAAUGAAUCAUCGCUGAUGCUGCAAGAUGAAUUACUAGUCAUUUUGAAACUUCAACUUUUCUAGCGACAUUAGAAAACAAAUCGGAUGCGAGCGGAAGACGAGGUCUGUCUUCUUGCCCGUCUCUCCCUACAGAAGCGUGUAGGUUUUCGUUUUUAAGAGUAGUUGUCUCUUCGAAGAAGUUACAGAAGCAGGAGGACUGCCCUACGAGAUGUCCUCCGAAGCUACUUGAGAAUAGCGUUCGUUUCCCGGCGGCACGAAAAACUUCCAAACUAACACAGAGAUGGUGAAGAAGUUCUGUGCUUGUUUUUCUAAUCGAGCAAACAAUUCGAUUCAACAAGCUGCAGGGACACAAAUUCACAGAUUUUCGUCACCCGUCGACCUACUUUUCAAGUGUUGGACAACAAGUCACGCUAAGUCGGGGGGUGACGAAGACGAGGAGCCUUUCCCUGCCGUGUUUCGUUCCUAACCAGGCUGAUGUACCUUUGACUAGAUGACGAUGUGCUGAUGUAGG
Molecule: messenger RNA, 6509 nt
Organism: Amoebophrya sp. A120
Lineage: Eukaryota; Dinophyceae; Syndiniales; Amoebophryaceae
Source: the annotation of a GenBank genome assembly